CUUGCGCCGCUUGCUUGCCUGCUGCAGGGUUGGUUUGGCUCGGCUGUUGCCAACCCUCCCUGGUCGCUUUUUGGAGAUUUCUUUUUAUAUACGGAGUAGAUUCGUAAUAAAUAAUAUAUAACUUAGCUCUCUCAGUCCUCAAUCAUGAUUCACACUUCCAUCCACAACGUUAUAUAUAGGCUUUGAACAUAACUAAAGCUUAGUUUCUUAGCGGAAUCCCAGUUCCGCGAAAAAGCUCCCCCCCACUUCCCACCAAAACUUUUUCCACCCAUAUCCGUCCCCGCCCCCUCACCAGGAACGAAGAAGAAAACCUCGCAUUGCCCACACCAUAGUUCUUUUUGCUCACUAGACCCUAUUCCCCAUAAGUCAACAAAACAAGUAAAAAAUAAACAAUAAAAAAGAAAAAAAGAAAAGACCUCAAAGACCAACUCAUUCCCACUGAGGCAAAUUUCCCCCAUCCCUCACCAGGAACGGCCCCGAUUGACACCGAGAUCCAAAGCAACCAUGUCUCCCCCAGCUGCAACUGACUCUCAUGCUCUGAAAAAUGGAACCCCAGCCGAGCAAUUGACAGUCGACGGCGUGCCCACCCUGCGGGCUAAGGGUGAGAUGCCAACUGGCGUCGCCGCUUUUUCCAGUAGUGAUAUGUUUAAGAGUGCUGCGUGCUUCGCUAAACCGAAAGCGAAACGCUUCGAUCAUCUUCUAUCCACUGAAAGCAAAGCUCGAAAGGGCUCGUCAUUGAAACAAGCUGCUCAAUAUCUCAAGACACCCGGCCUGAUCUCGUUGGGUGGCGGUCUUCCAUCAUGCGAAUAUUUCCCCUUCGAAUCCAUCUCCAUGAAAGUUCCCACCCCGCCGCAUUUCUCAGAAGAGGAUACGGUUAAGACGGGAAAGGUUGUGACUGCUGGGAAAUACGAUAUACGGGAUGGGAAGAGCGAAUAUGAUUUGGAGAUAGCUCUGAACUACGGCCAGUCAAAUGGCGCAGCCCAGAUGUUACGUUUUGUAACUGAACAUACGGAGAUAGUCCAUAACCCUCCAUACGCCGACUGGCACUGCUGUCUCUCCGCCGGAAGCACGUCAGCUUGGGACAUGGCAUUGCGCAUGUUCUGUGAGCGGGGGGACUACAUCAUCACGGAAGAGUAUACAUUUGCGACAGCUCUAGAGGCAGCAGCACCCUUGGGCAUCCGCGCAGCCGCUGCCAAGAUGGAUGACCAAGGCCUCCUUCCCGAAUCACUCGACGAGCUGAUGACCGGCUGGGACGAGGCCGCAAGGGGCGCCCGCAAGCCUCACCUCCUCUACAUCAUUCCCUCCGGUCAGAACCCGACCGGCUCCACCCACAGCGCCGAGCGGAGAAAGGAAGUCUACAAGAUUGCGCAGAAACAUGAUAUUUUCAUCGUUGAGGACGAGCCGUACUAUUUCCUGCAAAUGCAGCCGUAUAAGGGGGCGGGGACCCCGCCUGACCCGCCGCCUGCUAACCAUGAGGAGUUUUUGAAGACUCUGAUCCCAUCCUAUUUGAGCAUCGAUGUUGACGGGCGCGUCUUGCGGCUGGAAUCGUUCUCUAAAGUCAUCUCCCCCGGGUCAAGAACGGGGUGGGUUGUCGGCUCGGAACAGAUUGUCGAGCGCUAUAAUCGACAUUCCGAGGUGUCCACGCAGAACCCCAGCGGCAUGGCGCAGAUAAUCCUCUUCAAGCUCCUGGAUGAGAGCUGGGGGCAUAAAGGGUAUCUUGAUUGGUUGAUCAACAUCCGAAUGGCGUAUACUGCUCGGAGGAAUAGUAUGCUGGAGGCGUGCGAGAAGUAUCUUCCGAAAAGUGUGGCGAGUUGGAAUCCCCCCGCUGCUGGGAUGUUUCAUUGGAUCAAGGUAGACUGGCACAAGCACCCGGGUGCUCGCGAAGGCAAAGACCACGCCGCCAUCGAGCACUCCAUCUUCAAAGCUACCAUCGCGGAAGGGGCGCUUGUCUCUGCCGGCAGCUGGUUUGUAGCAGAUCGCUCUAUUCCGGAGACGGACAUGUUCUUCCGGGCUACCUAUGCUGCGGCUCCUAGCGACAAGAUCGAGGAAGCCAUCAAGCGGUUCGGUAUCGCGUUGAGGGCUGAGUUUAAGUUGGAAUAAAUUGGCCUUGUCUGGUUCCUCGGGAUUUGAUGAAGCGCGAGGAUGAGGAUCUAGGUUGACUAUUUUUUAUUUUUUUUUCCAGCUUAUUCGUUCAUAGAAAGCGCCUGUAGAGGAUGCAUUUGGCAUUUUUUAACGGUUUGGAAUAGGAUACUACCCUUAUCUAGACAAUAUGUCAUGAAUUAUUUAAAAUGGUAGUAAGCAUCUGAUUCUCUAUCAUAUCAUUCCCAAUUACUCUUCUCAUAUCGUUGAACAACAGAUAAUUCCAUGUGUGGUCUAUUCGCAAUUCACUCCACCUGAAGCAUCUUAGAAAAAGAAAAUUCUUCUCCUUCCAGUAGUUAACUUGGCUAGAAAGUAAUUCCAUCCUUUCAGUGUAGAAACUAAAUAUAUACAUACAUACUCGCUAAGAGUUUAAGGAUUCUAAGAUUAAAAGAAAGAACAAAAAUCCCACUCUAACCCUCAUCCCAUUCAAAUUGUCAUCAUACACACAUCCCCUUGCAACGAGAAAAAAGCCAUAAACUUAUCCUCACCAAGCUCCCUCCUCCCUUCCCCGCCCUUCACCAUCUCCACCCCUCCUCACGCACCAGUCCGCUUCCCCCCCUCCCCUCCUUACCCAAACUAGUACCAUCCCGCACCGUCCCGCCUAGUCCCUUCACUGUAUCGCCCACGCCCUCAGUUACACCUCCCGCCGUACUUCCCAGCCCCUUCCCAGCCGCCCCGACGGUCUCACCGGCUGUAUUCAGGGUGCCGCCUACUAAGUCCUCCGGCGGUUUUAGUCACGCCGCCCAGGACACCGCCGCCACUGCCAUUAUUGGUGGCUUGUUGGUUUUGGGUGGAGGAUUGGAUUGGGGUUGGGUGCGGUCAGUCAUUUUGGGCAGAAUGUGAGAGAGAGUGGGUGUGUCGUUUUAGGUAGAAUAUGAGGAGAUAUAUAUAAGAUAUAUAAACUUCGUUUAGAUGAAGGAUUCAGUUAAUUAGCCAGCUGAUAACCAUGAUGGACAAGCUGCAGAAAUCAUGUUUCUUCUACAUCAUGAAGUUUGAUAAUGAGUGAUGCCCAGUUCAAUUAUUGUUGUGGUGAUAAAGAGUACAUUCAAAGAGUGACAUAUUUCAUUUCCAUUGCCCAUUUGCAGGCUCACCAAAUAGAUAACAAUUGGGACUACUUUUGCAGCUGGUCUCGUAUCCAACUGGCAACAUGGCAACAUGAAGGUUGUAGAGCGACCGGCAGCAUUGACGCUAACCGAAGCUGGGAACCAAAGAGACGACCUGGGACUAACCAAAUCAGGGCAAUUGCCCCGGACCGGAUGAGGAAUCCUAGAUCGGAUUAACUGAGGGCCGAUGAUCUGGCCUGAUAUCUCGGGCGUUAAAAAGGGGGGGGGCGGCGGGAACGG
Messenger RNA from Blastomyces gilchristii SLH14081, 3482 nucleotides. RefSeq names its product aromatic amino acid aminotransferase I. Gene Ontology annotation, biological process: aromatic amino acid catabolic process; L-tyrosine biosynthetic process. The coding region runs from base 505 to 2100 and encodes 531 amino acids. The record is from RefSeq and is a predicted model, not a curated record. Lineage: Eukaryota; Fungi; Ascomycota; Eurotiomycetes; Onygenales; Ajellomycetaceae. Gene Ontology annotation, molecular function: L-2-aminoadipate:2-oxoglutarate transaminase activity; pyridoxal phosphate binding; aromatic-amino-acid:2-oxoglutarate transaminase activity. The transcript has 8 exons.